This is a messenger RNA of Zootoca vivipara (common lizard), 5392 nucleotides long. It is a transcript of the gene SLC25A48, whose product is annotated as solute carrier family 25 member 48. Gene Ontology annotation, biological process: transmembrane transport. Gene Ontology annotation, molecular function: transmembrane transporter activity. NCBI's taxonomy places the organism in Eukaryota, Metazoa, Chordata, Lepidosauria, Squamata, Lacertidae. Gene Ontology annotation, cellular component: mitochondrion. The record is from RefSeq and is a predicted model, not a curated record.
UGAAGGCACUUUGGGAGACACGCAGUGUGAGAGGUUGGAAUAAGAGUUGUUUCAGUUCUGAGGCUGCUGAAAGUUGUCAAAGAAACAAACUGCUGCAGUCACUCUGGGACACUGUGGGAUGUGGAAAAAAACAGGCUGAAGGAGGCAGAUUCAGAUGCUCUUCUGUUGCUUGCUUGGGGCUGAAGGAGCUGAAUGUGAACUGCAAACUGACCAAGAAUAAAACUGAACAGGACUGCUUUUUUAAAAAAUAAUAAUAAUAAUAUUAUGGGCAGCCUUCAGUUGGAUGAUUUUGUAGCUGGAUGGGUAGGAGGAGCUGCUGCUGUAAUUGUGGGACAUCCUCUGGAUACAGUAAAGACUCGCUUACAAGCUGGACAAGGCUAUGGAAACACAUUUAAAUGUGUUCUCACUGUCUACAGGAAUGAAGCUGUGGCUGGGUUCUUCAAGGGAAUGUCUUUCCCACUAGUUAGCAUUGCUGUCUACAACUCGGUGGUAUUUGGUGUCUUUAGCAAUACUCAAAGGCUCAUUAGCCAACAGCGCUAUGGGAAUCCUAACCAUGCUCCAUCACUUGCGGACUUGGCUUUAGCAAGCAUGGCAGCAGGGGCUGUUUCAGUUGGAAUUGGUGGUCCAGUUGAUCUGAUAAAGAUAAGGCUGCAGAUGCAGACACAAACAUUUAUUGCAGCAGCCAACCUAAACCUGAAGCACAGAGCGGCUGGCUUUUCAGUAGAGACUGCCUACAGAGGUCCAGUUCACUGUGUUGGCAUGAUCCUUCGGCAGGAAGGUUUAGGGGGAUUAUACCGUGGUUCUUCUGCCAUGAUUCUGAGGGAUAUUCCAGGAUAUUGCUUCUACUUCAUCCCUUACACCUUACUUUGUGGCUGGAUCACUCCAGACGGAUGCCUUUCUCCGAGUCCCUUUUCUGUGUGGAUGGCUGGUGGCAUUGCAGGAGCAAUAUCUUGGGGAACAGCCACUCCUAUGGAUGUUGUCAAGAGUCGCCUUCAAGCUGACGGGGUUUAUUUGAACAAAUACAGAGGAGUCAUUGACUGUAUCUCCCAAAGUUACCACAGUGAAGGUCUAAAAGUCUUUUGCAGGGGCUUUACAGUGAAUGCAGUGCGAGGAUUCCCAAUGAGUGCUGCCAUGUUUCUUGGAUAUGAACUUUCACUCAAAGCUCUAAGAGAACAAGCAGAAGCAAAUCCUUGAAUUCCAGGGAACUUCUGUACUUGGCCAUUGCUUUCACUUCCUGAGCCAAAUCAACUGCACAGCCUUGAUCAGAAGCUUGACUUUACCAACAUGGAACACGAAGUGAAGAAAUUUCAUCAGAGAAUGUUCUGUUCACGAUGAGUGAUUUUUGAUAUGGUACAUGGACUGAAGAGUUUCGAGGAUGGAUCAGCUGAAUUCUCAUUCAAAUCCUCUCUCUUCUAAAAUGUUUUGUUCUAAAGACAAAAGCAAUUUUAACGUGUGCAUGGUUGUCUGGCAAUGAUAAAAGCAUUUAUUGGUGAAGUAAGAGUGCAACGUGUUCUGCUGGGAAACGACCACAGAUGUCACUUUCUAGCACCAUACGUAAGUAGUUACGGUAAUUGUGGUCUUUGAAGAAUCAAAGAAAAUAUAUUCCCGUGUACUCAAACUGUCUUCCCAUUUGUUGCCACGUGACUAGAUACUCUAUCCAUUGUAAGACAAGAAAGAAUGUAUUAACCUCAUGAAGAGUUUAAGCAUUUAUGUAGCAAAUUUACACUUUUGAUUCUUUCCCCCCAUCCCAAAUGUAAUUCAGUGUGAUAAAAUUAUUUGUACUGUCCCGUGAUGUUGCACUCUGACAUUUUAUCUUAUGGAGCAUGGUUCGUUGCACCAAAUGAGAUUCCAAAUGUAAGAUCAAGUAAAUCAGGUGGAAUCACUGUAUAUCUGCAAUCCAUUUGGCACUGCUGUGGGUAUCUGACUCCUAGUUAGCUCCUGUUAGUAAAUGGAUGGCAAAGGAGUAGUGCAUGCAGAAUAAGGCUAGGCUGCUGUUUUCAGAAUUUCCCCUAGUUAGCACUUGUUAGCCAUGUAAAAGUUAGUUUCUCAAUUAGCAGACCCCAGUCUUAGACAUUAUUUCUCAAUUCAGGAUGUAAGAAAUAAAUGAAUGCAUCAGUUUAGUUGUGACAGGUAUCUGAUGAGAAAAUAUAGGAGAGGAUAAAGGUUAUAUGGGUGCAUCUCAGAGACUAGGGAAUUUGAACAAAUAGGAAGGGAUAGUGAAGGAGUAGAAGAAAUAAAACCUGCAUGAUCCUUUUGCUUUACCAAAAUAGCUAUUCUCUUGGACCAUUUAUCUGUCAAGAAUGGCAGUACAGUACUUCUGUUCUAUUUGCCCAGCAGGACCCAGAGGAUGCUUAUUGUGGAUUAUUAACACUGUCACCAUGUAACUUAGUAUGAACAUACUGGUUAAGAACAUCUAAUCUGGGACUCACAUAACCUGAUGGAUCCUGUCUUCCUACAUCAUCCCAUGCUACACUUGUGGUUGGGAAAUCUGGCAUGGAUCAGUGCACCAGAUUAGGACAGUGAUACCCAAGAACACGGGACGUACCACUGUUCCCCCUAACCUACCCCUUUGAUUCACUUUCCUACUGAGGUGAGGAGGACUUUGCUUGACUGGUUUUGCCAAAGGAAUCGUUUAUUUAUAAUUUUAGUGAGCUCUUAAAUUAUAUUUUAACAGACCUGGGCUGGUUAAUUUUAGUGGGAUGCAUUUUGUGUUUGAUGUGAACUGCUUUGUACAUUUAGGAACCAGACUUUAAAGUGUUUUAAUUAAAAAGGGGUUGUAUCCAAUGUGAAUCAUACUAAGACCAGACCCACUGAAAUUAAUGGGCAAGAUAAACUUAGGUUCCUUCAUUUCAAUGACUCAAGAGUAUAAUUUAGCUUGAUACAACUCAAGGAAUACAGCCAAAUGUUGGAAGGCUCAGGACAUACGAAAUUAACUACGCAUUGUGUGAGGAAGUAGUUUAAUUUAUGGUAUUUUGGGUUUAAAUGGAGAUUAGACAAAUUCAUAGUAUUGAUGGUUACUCAUCAUAAUGGCUAUACUGUAUUGAGUAUAAUAUCAGAAGCAGCAAAUCCCUGAAUGCCAGAUGCUGGGAAGCACACAACACUCACAUCAUGCUCAUGGGCUUCCCAUAAGCCUCUGGUUGCUCACUGUGAGAACAAGAAGCUGGAUUAGUUGUGCCUUUGAGCCUAUCCAUCUGGACUCUUCUUAUACCCAUCUUCUGAAUUUCUAGAUAAUAAGUACUUAGAGUCAUUAAGGAUAGGUCCAUAUCUCAGGAACCCUGCCUUACAAUGGCUCAGGCCCAUUCACCCACCUAGCUCAGUAUUGUCUAUGCUUGUUGGCAGCAGUUCUCCAGGGUUUCAGUUUUUCCUAGCCCUACCUGGUGAUGCCAGAUAUUGAACAUGGGACCAUCUGCAUGGGUUCCACCAAUGAGCUGCAGCUCUCCCCUCUUCCAUUUCAUUUCCCCCUAAGCCCACUUCAAAACCACUCAUCAGCAUUCUUGGUAGAGUUAGAUAAGAGAGGCAACCCUUGUGCAUAGAUGGCAAAUAGGUUUCUGUAGAAUUCAGGCAAAUGUCUUUCUCCCACCCUGUCAUGAGAUUCCAGGUGAGUUGGGACCCUCCACCUACAAGCACUGAGAGCCAGAUUUUCUUUUUACUGACUUCCAAGUUAUCCUAAGAUCUGAUGUUCUCCAAGACGGGCCUGCCAAUUUUUCAAAGAAAAAAGUGUAAACAUUAAUCCAAAACUGAAAGCAGUGUUGGUUCACUGAAGAUGCAAUCUUUAACUGUUCUUCUAUAAGCUUACCCAUCAACUGAUGGUCAGCGCCAGUGUAAACUGAAUUUCAGAAUACAACACUUCCAAAAGGGAAAUCUUUAACUCGUUGUAUGUUUAUUUUUAUCCGUCAUUUGGAGGAGGAGGAAAAUAGGAGAACAAAUGACUUUUGCAAGGGGUUAUUGACCUUUCAUAUUUCUCCUGUAGCUUGUAUAUAUGCACAGAGGGAAUUCAUAUUGUGUGGAACAUGAGACAUGGUAUAUCCUCAAGUUGUCCAUUACAAAUCAUGGAUAUUGUAAGGGGGAGGGUUUAUAGAGAACCCCCCCCCCUCAUCCGAAGCAGCACGUCUCCCAGCAGUCAUGAGAGCAAAGGGUCUGAUGGAGGGAGUCAGGAAACGGAAAGGGAGUGCCAGGGCUCUGGCAACAUCCAAGAGCCCCUCCUCCAUAGGCAGGGAGAGAGGGAGGCGGAAAGAGAGGACAGGAAUCGGUCAGACCGAAGACCCGCCCCCCCAAUGCCGGAAUUGAGGAGGAGGAGGAAAGGGAGGCGCUUCUCAGUUCUGAGGCUUUUAUGUUGGUCAAGAACGCGAAGGGGGGCAGUGCAGGAAUCUGACUCGAGUGAGUAGACAUGAAACCAGCAGUUCGUUACACUGCAAAUAAUGUGCACUAAUAAAAACGUCUGAAAGACAAGCAUGUGGAAGGUCGUUACUCAAGAGUAGUCACAACAACCCUGACAGAUAUAAUGGCUGUUUUAGGAAUAAGUGACGGGAAGAGGGAGGCCAUUUUAGUGAUCAGUGGAAGUCAAAUACCUUCCAGGUGCCAUAUGGCAUAUAUGCAUACUUAUAUGCCUGGGAUAUAUCCCAAAAUAUGCCAGGGAACUACUUUUUGUAAUAACAAAAAUGUAAAAAACCAAACAAAAAACAGUAUUAUUGUGUUGUAACAUUACAGGUUUUUACCAUUAUGGAAAUUAGCUCCCUGCCUCAUGAAUGCCUCCACUGAAGAGCCUUCCAAAAGCAGGCUGCAAACCAAGAACACUCUCACCCAGCCACACAUUUGGUGAUGCCCUCAGAUGGUGUGAUGCUUGCAGCACUCUGUGGGUGGUAGGAGGCCAAUAUAGCUAGGAGAGCUGGCCAGAGGGACACCUCCGCCCAAACCCACACCCACCAAGUGCAAGGUGGGGGCUGGAUUGCUCUGUUACUCAGAGUACUGCAGGCAUUCGUGAAGAUAGACCUACCCUAUCUUUUUAAUUAUUUCAACUUGACACUGUGGUGAGUUCCCGAAUAUAACAAUAUAAGAUAUAUCCUCCUUAUCUUCAUGCGUUUUGUGCUAGUCCUACUCAGAGUAGAUCCACGGAAGUAAAUAGAUAAAUUAACGUCUGUUUAUUAAUUUCAGUGGGUUUAUUCUGAGUAGAAUCUUGGAGUACAAGCCUGCUGUCAGAAGAAUUUCAGUACUUAUAUUGAUAUGUUGCUUCACAGUUCUUACAAACAAUUGCUAGUCACAUCUACAGAGUGGGAAUUUGCUAUUAAUUUUUGUUUCUAAUUGAGAUUUAUACCACACACUGUGAGAAAAUUACUAGGGCUUGGUAUGUAUUGGUCAUUGUAAUUGUCCUACAAAUAAAGAAUUAUGUUUUUGU